Messenger RNA from Branchiostoma floridae (Florida lancelet), 2956 nucleotides. Its product is annotated as CCR4-NOT transcription complex subunit 2-like. The transcript is spliced from 21 exons. Gene Ontology annotation, cellular component: CCR4-NOT core complex; P-body. Lineage: Eukaryota; Metazoa; Chordata; Leptocardii; Amphioxiformes; Branchiostomatidae. The coding region runs from base 102 to 1850 and encodes 582 amino acids. Gene Ontology annotation, biological process: nuclear-transcribed mRNA poly(A) tail shortening; regulation of stem cell population maintenance; regulation of DNA-templated transcription. The record is from RefSeq and is a predicted model, not a curated record.
UGAAAGGUCAUGGACGGCAAAGGAAGCCAUGUUGGAUAGGAGGUAGCAGAAUUUUGACGAGAUUGACGAAUUGGAAGGUGUAUGACAAUACCUACUCCAGCAUGGCUGGGAUGGGACAGUUUGGAUUUCAAGGACAGAAGGAGAACUCGCCUGGCAGUAGAAAAAACAUGAAUCUCAUCGGCUCUGGGAGAAAAAAGGGGUUUGGAGAGGAGCAGGACAAUGAGCAAUAUGGAGACCCCACCAUGUACUUCCAACAGGUCUUUCCUCCACAGAGACCAGACAAGGAUCAGAUGUCCCAGUUUGCCGGUCUCUAUGGUAACCAAGGCCUUGGUGGUAUGGGUGCACUAGGUAUGCAGGUGGGGCCACGAGGGGUGGCCAACCCCCAACAACAGUUCAACAGGAGCAUGUCCAACUCUGGGGUCAGCAACAUGCCCCCUGUACCUGCAGGGAUGCCCCCUUCCUCUCCUAGCAGAGGGCUGUUGUCCAUGGGUCCCCGUGGCAUGGUUAACCAGACACAGGGCAUGCAAGGCCUGAACAUUCCCAAUAGGAACAACAAGAUGCCAUCAGGGCUGGCCAGUCCAAAUAGUCGCAGCUCGCCCAUUCUAAACCUACAGCCUCAGGCACCAGGGAACCCCACAUCACUAGGAGCUUUAGCAGGCCUGGGUCUCAGUAGAAACCAACCGUUCAGCAGUCAGGGCCUAUUGGGAAGUAUGGGGUCCGUUGGGAGUGGGUCAGGCUUCAGUAGUGCAGUAAAAUCUGACAAACAGUCCGCUAACACGUCCGGCAACCGGAAGAUUGGACAGAUGAGCGGCAACACCUGGGAACAUCCCUGGACAUACGAUUUCCCUGCUCUGAGUGAUCGGCGUGGUAGUGAAAGUGGCUCCAAUACCGUUGGUUCCAAUAUGCCUGGUAGAGCGUAUGCUGGUAUGGUGGCCAAACCCCCGAGUGAACCCCAGCAGGAGUUUACCAUCCAUAAUGAAGACUUUCCGGCAUUACCAGGGACACAGAACCAAGAAAAUAACAGAGACGAGAAUGCAAACAAAACACCCACAAGUACGGCAGUAUCAUCAGCAGGAGCUCUCUCUCUUCCACCCCAAGGUAUGGCAGACUUCAGCUGGAUAAAAUCCGACUCACCAGGGUUUAAACAGUUCAAAGCAGUUCUGGCAAACGAUGAAGGAGGGACAGGGUCAGAUCCGGCCAAGUUCCCAGUAGACAAGUCCCAGAAGAGGGGGAUUCAGACGUUACCGGACGGAACGGUAAGAAACAUCCCCGCGGGUAUGGUAACGGACCAGUUCGGCAUGGUGGGUCUCCUCACCUUCAUACGGGCGGCGGAGACAGACCCCAACAUGGUGGCGCUCGCGCUGGGGAGCGACCUCACCACGCUAGGGCUCAACCUCAACUCUCCAGAGAACUUGUAUAAUAACUUUGGUGGGCCCUGGGCGGACCACCCGUGCAGAGCACAAGAUAUAGACUUCCACGUCCCGUCCGAGUACCUGACCAACAUCCACAUCAGGCACAAGCUGGCGCCCAUCAAGCUGAACCGGUACGGGGAGGACCUGCUGUUUUUCAUGUUCUACACAGCGACGCAGGACGUGCUGCAGUUAGCCGCUGCUGCAGAGUUGUACAACCGAGACUGGAGGUACCACAAGGAGGAGAGAGUGUGGAUCACGAGAGCGCCGGGGAUGGAGCCGCACGUCAAAACCAACACGUACGAGAGGGGCACGUACUACUUCUUUGACGCCCAGGGGUGGAGAAAGGUUGCCAAGGAGUUCCAUUUAGACUACGACAAGUUGGAAGAUCGGCCCCAUCUGCCCGCGACGUUGCACCACAACCCAGCCGCUCUCGCAUGAUAUCGAAAGCGAUAUCAGUCUCCUACUUCAGCCCUAACAUGCUUUAAGUCUUAAAGAAGCUCCAUGGGCUUCUUCAGGUACUUAAGAUAUUUGGGCUGGGUCUGAGACUCUAUAGAGUAGAUGUAAGGAUAUACCAAUGUGUGAAGGAACAGUGAUGAUGUCUCAGUGAACAGUAGUGUUCCAGUGCUUUACUUAAAGUUACCUUUCAUAUAGGCCAUUGACCACCAUAUAGGCCAGUAUCAUUGUCAUACUUAUCUAAUACGUCAGUCAAAUUAUGUGUCAAAUGGAGAAAACUUUUCCUCUAUCCAGAACUGUGUGUGCAGUUUGGUACUUAUUUACUCUCAUCCUCUGUUCAUGUUUUCUUUGUACGUUUUAUGAGAGUCACUCUUCUCUGUAGUCACAUUUUUCUGUGGCUACGUGCCUGGGCUGGGGUGCUAUUGUUCAUUGAGACAUAUCUAUGUGUGUAUAUAUAGAGGUAGAUUUUGCCAUCCAACAUGGCAGGUUAGACCAGCUGGAAGUGGAAAGAGCAGAGGGGCAACUACACAUAAAGUACAGACCACUAAACAUAUGGAAUUUCUUCCUGUGAGCUCCUGAAAAGAGUGUGGUUCCCAAAGAGGAAAAUAUUCACUACUACAGAUUCCUAAGGUCAGUGUACCAAGGUUGGUUGUAGAUUCACUGUCAAACCCACCGAUCAAAACAACCAGCCAUUCGGUAUUGCGACCGGAAGAUAAGAUGUUGUAUCUUCUUUAUGUUUGUCAAGGUAGCGGAAGGAUCCUAUAAGGAUCCGCGUGUACAAUGCCAAUGUACAGACCUGAAUUGUAACCCUGCCACGGUAGUGGGGAAGAUAUGACAUUUGUAAACAAUGCACUUGAGCCGUGCCUUGUGGAGAAGUCAGGUGUUUUUAACCAGGGCGCAGGACCCGUACAAGUCAGAACGUUGAUGUGAAUAUCCUGUACAUCAGUGGGUUUAUCAGAGGCAGAUAUUGUGAUGGCUUGUGGGGAUGCUGUGCUCUCAGGACCAGGGGAUGGGAUACCCCUAUGUGGGUACAGGAGUGAGGCUGUGAGACCUGCUGUGUCAGUAAUAAUAAAACUCUUCUCAAAAUAGAA